GAGGAGGGAAAGAAAAGAAUUUAAUCAGAGAGAUCCCUAGUUAUUUCUGACUUCAGAGAUGUCACAUGAGCGAGACAGAAGGGGAUGUGGUCACUGGAAAGCCUCCUCCUCUUCACUACCCCUACCCCACCGAAACAAACAUUUAAGAGCUGCCCUGUGCCCUAUGAACGGCUGUUUGUUCAAUGACUGGUCCUCAUAAAGUGUGUCCCACGGUGUAUUCCUCACCAGCUGCCACAGCAGCCUCUCUGGUGACCAAACUCAUUCCCACCCCUUCUUGGCCAUGGGAGAAAUCAUCCUUCUGGAAACAGGGCUCUUCUCUGGGGACCCUAACCCUGAGGGACCGGCCCUCCUGGCCUUGGAAAGGGCCCGCACCUAGAGGGUAGGGAAAGGGCAGGAAGGACGGCGACGAGCAGGAAAAGCCUUAAAGCGGCUUCCCAUGGGGUGGCGAGGCAAGUCUAAGCUCGGCCGUCUCACCCAGUAGGCCUUGGUGAAGCCCCGGUGGUCCUGAAGGUGCUGCUCACGGCCUGGUCCCGGACCCCGGCAAGCAACUUCACCUGGGAACCUGUUAGAAAUGCAAAUGACCUUGGCCCCACCCAGCCUUCCACCGCCCCGCGCCGCGGAGAUGGGACCCGGCCCUGCGCUUUAACAAGCCGUCCAGGUGCGCCGAGGCAGGGAGAGGAGGAAGGAAUGGCAGAGCGGAAUGGAGAAAGAAGGGCCUCUCCUUUAAGACUGAGUCGACGCCCCCGUGCUGCCCCUUCGCGAGCCCCCUAACAGGCUGCAGUGGGCGGCGGCGCUCAGGUGGGGCUGGGAGGAGGCGGGAGCGCGGGAGGCGGUGGCGGGCGGGCGAGAGGGCCCGGCCCAGGGGAGGGACAGCCGGGACCACGACGGCACCGACGGGGCUCCCAGAGCACCCGAAGGGCCCGCCGGGGCGGCUCCCAUUCCCUCUCCAGCCCGGGCGACCUAAGCGUCGAGCGCCCCGCUCCGCUGGCCCCGGGACUGCGCCGCUGUACCCGCGGGGGCUUGGACUCGGGGCGGCGGGGCGGGAUGCGGGUGGCCGCGCUGGGCGCCGGGCGGGCGCGGGCGGCGGGCCCGGCCUCGGCUCACUGCGGGCGCCCGUUCCGCACAGCCGCGGGGACCCCGGCUCCCGCGCCCCGCGGCAUGAACCUCAGCAGCACGAGCAGCGCGGCCGAGAAGGCGCCCAGGGCCACGCUCUGGGGCUGUGAGCUAAACCAAGAGAAACGGACUUGGACGGUCAAAGCCCAGAAGGAGGGGAAGCAGGACUGUAAGCUGUUGCUCAGUACGAUUUGCUUGGGGGACAAAGCCAAAGAAGAGAUGAACCUCGUGGAAAUCCUGCCCCCAGCCAGCCAAGAAGACAAGAAGACCAAGCCCAUCACCAUCGCCUCGCUUCAGGCGUCUGUGCUACCCAUGGUCGUCCUGAUGGGACUGGAGCUUUCUCCUCCAGUCACUUUCCAGCUCCGGGCUGGCUCUGGACCUGUGUUCCUCAGUGGCCAGGAACUUUACGACACUGCAGACCUGUCCUGGGAGGAAGAGGAGGAGGAGGAGGAGGAGGAGGAAGAAGGUGACAGCAGUGAGGUUGACGACGACGACGACGACGACGUAGAUGUGUCCCUAGAGGAGGAGACCCCUCUUAAACAAGUCAAGAGGCUGGCGUCCCAGAAGCAGACAAGCAUUGCCAAGAAAAAAAAGGUGGAAAAGGAAGAGGAGGCCGUGAGACCCAGGCUUAAAGAAAAGAGUCCUGUGAAAAAGGCCAAACCCACACUCAAACCUAAAAAGCCCGGAUUCAAGAAAUGAGGAGCCAGGAGUGGCCUGGCUGCAGGGACUGCGGGAGAGCCAGCUAGAGCACAUGCGGGGUGGCCUUCCUCGGCGCGUUCCCCAGGUUCCCCCCACCCAGCCUCUCUCCACCUGAGUCUGAAUGGGCUGGAGCUGUUGGGGGCGACACAAGAGGCCCUCACCCCCAACUCUCGAGUUUCAGCAGGACCUGGAGGGAAAAGCUCCAACCUCGGGGCCACAAUAAAGUUUGCUUUGUCAGGACCUUGUUUCUGCCAUCUGUUCCCAGGAGCCGGCCUUCUUGCUGGCUGCAGUGAGCCCGUGUGCCCGGCAGAGGGCGGCCGCGGGCCAGCUGGGUUCUGCUCUGCUCUGCUCUGCUCUGCUCUUUUACCUCCCCUUACCUCCCUCUCUUGUCCUCAAACUCUCACCCACUCCCACUCCCACCCCCCCACCACCCAGCUUCAGGGAAAAAACCAAGUGUCUCAGCCCCUUGCCCAGCUUCAACUUUCUGCUCCUGGCCUGAGGGAGGGAGCUCCAGCUGGUGUGAGUCUUCCUGUGCCCACACUCCCUCGUGGCUGGCCCAUUUGCCACGUGCUGAACCAAGGGGUGAGAGCUGCCCACCCUGCCAGGAAGGUCCUUGGCCCGUCAGACUAGCCUGAGGAUCUUCUCUCCUGGCCCUAAUCACGUCUGUCUGUUGUCCAAUACACAGGACGUCUACUGGAACCCCGGAGGUGGGAUGCUAGUUGUGUGCUCCCAGUCUUGCCUCCUGUUCAGGGUGAGCUCCUGCUCAUUUGUGUGCAGAUCUGUGUCAGGCAAGAGCCCGGAGGCCUGGACCUUCAAGGACACCCUCCCAGGCAGGGCACAUGAGGCAGGCUUUACAGAGGCUCUAGAGGGUCUCUUACAGGAGGUGGACAGGUAAACACUCUUAACUCCCCCGUGAGGCAUCCCCCAGGACAGUUCCUGGAGCCACGGAACAGGGCUCCCCAGGGUGUUCGGGUGAGGCAAAGGGGGACUGGCAAGGGGGUGAACGACCUGGAGCCUGGGUCACCCAUGGUGACACACAGAUGGCCCCCCACUUGGGCUUAUACUUGCAGGGCCUCUGCUGGGCUUCUCCUGGCCCUCCCCCACACCUCCACCAGCCAAAUCUGAAGUGGGCCAAAGGGGAGAUGGCCCUGCCUCUCUCCAGGAUCCGGAGGCAGGGUCCCAGAAGGUGGGCGGUCUGAAUGCCAGCAUGGGAAGGUCCGCAAGCAGGCUUUUGUGUCCGUGUUCAGC
Mirounga angustirostris (Northern elephant seal) is the source of this 3060-nucleotide messenger RNA. It is a transcript of the gene NPM2, whose product is annotated as nucleophosmin/nucleoplasmin 2. Gene Ontology annotation, biological process: chromatin remodeling; positive regulation of DNA replication. The coding region runs from base 1045 to 1812 and encodes 255 amino acids. Gene Ontology annotation, molecular function: chromatin binding; RNA binding; histone binding. The transcript has 8 exons. The record is from RefSeq and is a predicted model, not a curated record. Gene Ontology annotation, cellular component: cytoplasm; nucleolus; nucleoplasm. NCBI's taxonomy places the organism in Eukaryota, Metazoa, Chordata, Mammalia, Carnivora, Phocidae.